AUGACCAAGCGCACAAAGAAGGUCGGUGUCACUUACGGUGCCUCCCUGCGUAAGCAGGUAAAGAAGAUGGAAAUCACUCAGCACGCCAAGUACACCUGCACCUUCUGCGGCAAGGUCACCGUCCGCCGCCAGGCUGUCGGUAUCUGGGACUGCAAGGGCUGCAAGCGCGUUGUCGCUGGUGGUGCCUACACCGUCUCCACUCCUGCCGCCGCUGCCACCCGCUCGACGCUCCGCCGUCUCCGGGAGAUCGCUGAGGUCUAA
Molecule: messenger RNA, 261 nt
Organism: Emericellopsis cladophorae
Lineage: Eukaryota; Fungi; Ascomycota; Sordariomycetes; Hypocreales; Bionectriaceae
Product: large subunit ribosomal protein L37Ae
Exons: 3
Coding region: 1-261 (86 amino acids)
Biological process (GO): translation
Cellular component (GO): ribosome
Molecular function (GO): structural constituent of ribosome
Source: RefSeq, a predicted model, not a curated record